CCAGUAUAAAAAGCGAUGAAUUUUGCUUAACGAUUGUCAGUCUUAGUAUAGUGGUCACAUCAUUAAUUCGAUCUGAAGUUGCGAUCGCACCCGCGUCCAGUCUACUAAACACCGAGAGAAAAAAAAACAGUUCUAACACGGAAAAAUGUUCAGAUUGGUCAUCAUCUCCGCCCUGGCCGCCGUUGCGCUCGCCCAAAACCCGGAUGCCGAAGCACAGAUUCUGUCCUCGGACAGCGUAGUCAACCCGGACGGUUCGUACGCAUGGAACUACGAAACGAGCAACGGCAUUCGUGCCCAGGAAGAGGGAGUCGGAGGCCAGUCCGCUCAGGGUAGUGCGUCGUGGACGGACAAGGAUGGUACACCCAUCCAGCUGACCUACGUUGCCGAUGUGAACGGCUUCCAGCCCCAGGGUGCCCAUCUGCCCCGCGAAGGACCUGCUCCGGCCCAUGUGCUGAAAACGCUCGAAUUCAUCCGUUCCAAUCCACCGAAGGAUGAUCCCAACUUCAACAUUCAGGCACUGGAAGCGGAAAUCGCCAGACUGCAGGCUCUCCAGUAAAGGUACCCACCCCCCCCCGGACUGAUAGCGGGAUCCUGAGGGGCAGGCCAAUCGGAACUCGUAGCAACCUGUGCACAUACUCAGAAUACCAAGAAGAAAGACACCAUCUGCGAUGCAAAUGUAAAGUGAAUUUUUGAAUUUUAUCUUGUAAAUUUAUUGUACAUAACACUAUUCCUUAGUUUUAAAUUUUUCUGAGCAAUAGAAAGCAAACUUUUUUUUAUGUAACUUUCAAAGAUAAUGCAUUUUUGAGAUGCAUUUGAUUGUGAGACAAUGUGCCCAUAUCAUGUUUUUUUUUAACUAAAUCGAUGUAGGAAGAGAUUACAAGCAAACACCGACGUCUAACGUCAACAAAAUAGAGGACGAGUCAAACAGCAACACUAUGUUGAAACAGAUCCAACUGUCAAAAUAAAACAACAGCUGUUGGUUAACAAUGUUGCGAAGAAACGAAAAGAGUGAUAGAAUGAGAGCGGGGAGCGGCGACAAAUGAAAAUGGUUCAUUUUUUACCGUCACAAAACGACAAACAGAAACUCAGCUAAUGUUAGGAAAGGGGAAAAUACUAUCUCAAUGACAUAACUUGUUCAUACAGAAACGAUAUUAUUUUAUAAAUAA
Messenger RNA from Topomyia yanbarensis, 1166 nucleotides. RefSeq names its product pupal cuticle protein Edg-78E-like. Bases 146 to 556 code for a protein of 136 amino acids. Gene Ontology annotation, cellular component: chitin-based extracellular matrix. Lineage: Eukaryota; Metazoa; Arthropoda; Insecta; Diptera; Culicidae. The record is from RefSeq and is a predicted model, not a curated record. The transcript is spliced from 2 exons. Gene Ontology annotation, molecular function: structural constituent of chitin-based larval cuticle.